AUGGAUGAAGAUUUUUGUGAUAUGCUGAAGUCCACUGUUUGUCUGGAUUCUGUGGUGGAGGGGGCUCUUUGCGAUUUGCCAAAUCCAUUCCAAGCCUCGAGAAAUACCAGCUGCUCCGGAGAGUUGAAGCAUCCGGAGGGUGGAGUAUGUAAACAUGGUAUCCUUGUUUUGCAUCUUACUGUAAUUAGGGCAACUGAUUUAGGGCCGAUGGAUCUCGUGGAUCUUACAGGGGAUGGAGGAGUGAUGAAGAGAAUUGUCAAGCGCGCAAGGCCGGACGCAUUGGCUCCGUCGGAUAGUCUUGCAGUUGUGGAUGUUCACUACGAAGGAACACUGGCCGCUACUGGAGCGGUGUUUGAUUCCAGCCGAGAAGACAAUGCGGUGUUUACCUUUGAGCUGGGGCGAGGCAGCGUGAUCCGGGCGUGGGAAUGCGCAAUUAAAACUAUGCAGGUUGGCGAGAUUGCGGAGAUCAUUUGCAAGCCCGAGUAUGCUUAUGGCUCGGAAGGAUCGCCUCCAGAAAUUCCACCAAACGCGACUUUGGUGUUUGAGGUGGAGCUCAUGGAUUGUAAGCCACGAAAGGGAUCGACCGUGAAUAGCGUGGUGGCCGAGAAAGCCAAGCUCGACGAGCUGCGAAGAGAAAGAGAAGCCGCCGCAGCGAUCCGCGAGGAAGAGAAGAAGAAACGCGAGGACGCCAAGGCCGCCGCCGCCGCGCGCCUCCAGGAAAAACUAAAUGCCAAGAAAGGGGGCAAAGGAAAAUCCUCCAAAUCCAAGGCCUCGCAGUAAAAAUGCCCGCCAGGAAUGACACGCGGCAAGUUCUUGAUGCU
This is a messenger RNA of Selaginella moellendorffii, 821 nucleotides long. Its product is annotated as peptidyl-prolyl cis-trans isomerase FKBP20-1. The record is from RefSeq and is a predicted model, not a curated record. NCBI's taxonomy places the organism in Eukaryota, Viridiplantae, Streptophyta, Lycopodiopsida, Selaginellales, Selaginellaceae. Gene Ontology annotation, biological process: protein peptidyl-prolyl isomerization. Gene Ontology annotation, molecular function: peptidyl-prolyl cis-trans isomerase activity. The transcript has 6 exons. Gene Ontology annotation, cellular component: cytoplasm. The coding region runs from base 1 to 780 and encodes 259 amino acids.